GAUGGCAUUAGCAGCAUCAGUGAUAUAGCUGUGUCAGCCUCCUUGACUACUGGAUGUCUGUAAUCGCACGGAGGAAACUAUAUUUAAGAUCUGAUGUCUUGAGGGUAAUGACUCCAGCACUUACUGAUGGACAGAAUGGCUGUUAAUGCUUUCUUCACUAGCCCAGAAGAUUUUGAAAGAUAGAUGGGUCUGUGAUGUACUUUUAUAAGACAGGAAAUGCAAUUUUUGGGGGUCUCUGGAAAUAGAAAGGUCAUGCAGCUUGGAACCGGUGAGACAUUACAGUCUCUAAGUCAUCAGAGAAAUGAUGAAGAGGCUGUUGUGGAUAGAGGUGGAACUCGCUCCAUUCUCAAAACACAUUUUGAAAAGGAAGAUCUAGAAGGCCAUCGAACAUUGUUCAUUGGAGUUCACGUGCCACUGGGUGGAAGAAAAAGUCACCGUCGCCAUAGGCACCGUGGACAUAAACACAGAAAGAGAGACAGAGAGCGAGAUUCAGGAUUAGAAGAUGGGAGAGAGUCUCCUCCUUUUGAUACCCCAUCACAAAGGGUGCAGUUUAUUCUUGGAACAGAAGAUGAUGACGAGGAACACAUUCCUCAUGAUCUCUUUACUGAGCUUGAUGAAAUUUGUUGGCGUGAAGGAGAGGACGCAGAAUGGAGGGAGACAGCAAGGUGGUUGAAGUUUGAAGAAGAUGUAGAGGAUGGUGGAGAGAGGUGGAGCAAACCAUAUGUUGCCACACUGUCACUUCAUAGCUUAUUUGAGCUGAGAAGCUGUAUCCUGAAUGGCACAGUUCUUUUGGACAUGAGAGCUAACUCCAUAGAAGAAAUUGCAGAUAUGAUUCUGGACCAGCAGGUGGGUUCUGGGCAGCUCAGUGAGGAUGUUCGUCACAGAGUGCAUGAGGCAUUACUGAAACAGCAUCACCAUCAGAACCAGAAGAAGCUGAGCAACAGGAUCCCAAUUGUGAGAUCCUUUGCUGAUAUUGGAAAGAAGCAGUCUGAGCCCCAUUCCAUGGAUAAAAAUGGUCAGAUUGUUUCCCCACAGUCUGCUCCAGCCUGUAUUGAAAACAAAAAUGAUGUGAGCAGAGAAAACAGCACUGUUGACUUUAGCAAGGUUGACCUACACUUCAUGAAAAAGAUACCACCUGGAGCUGAAGCAUCAAACAUCUUAGUUGGUGAACUAGAGUUCCUGGACCGCGCGGUUGUUGCUUUUGUUAGGUUAUCUCCUGCAGUGCUGCUUACGGGACUAGCUGAAGUUCCGAUUCCAACAAGAUUUUUGUUUAUUCUUCUUGGACCACUGGGUAAAGGGCAACAAUACCAUGAGAUUGGAAGAUCAAUUGGAACGCUAAUGACAGAUGAGGUGUUCCAUGAUGUUGCUUACAAAGCAAAAGACCGCAAUGACUUGGUGUCAGGAAUUGAUGAGUUUCUUGAUCAGGUUACUGUUCUCCCUCCUGGAGAGUGGGACCCAACAAUUCGAAUAGAACCACCUAAAAAUGUUCCCUCUCAGGAGAAGCGUAAGAUUCCAGGAGUGCCAAAUGGAACUGCAGCCCACGGGGAUGCAGAACAACCUGGAGGACACUCGGGACCAGAACUGCAACGGACUGGAAAAUUUUUUGGAGGAUUGAUUUUAGAUAUAAAAAGAAAAGCUCCCUUCUUCUGGAGUGACUUCAGGGAUGCUCUCAGUCUGCAGUGUCUGGCAUCAUUUUUGUUUCUCUACUGUGCUUGCAUGUCUCCUGUCAUCACAUUUGGUGGUCUGCUGGGAGAAGCAACUGAAGGUCGUAUAAGUGCAAUAGAAUCACUGUUUGGAGCAUCCAUGACUGGAAUUGCCUACUCUCUCUUUGGUGGACAGCCUCUCACUAUACUUGGCAGCACAGGACCGGUUUUAGUGUUUGAGAAGAUCUUAUUCAAAUUUUGCAAAGAGUAUGGGUUGUCGUACCUUUCUCUGAGAGCUAGCAUUGGACUGUGGACUGCAAUCCUGUGCAUCAUCCUUGUUGCAACUGAUGCAAGCUCCCUAGUCUGCUACAUUACCCGGUUUACUGAAGAAGCUUUUGCUUCUCUUAUAUGCAUCAUUUUCAUUUAUGAGGCCUUAGAGAAGCUGUUUCAUCUCAGUGAGACAUAUCCAAUCAACAUGCAUAAUGAUUUGGAUCUGCUGACAAAGUACUCUUGCAGUUGUGUGGAACCAGAACAUCCUAGCAAUAAAACCUUACGAUACUGGCAGGACUACAAUAUAUCUGCAUCUGAUGUGCCAUGGGGGAACCUGACUGUGUCAGAAUGUAAAAAGUUUCAUGGAGAGUUUGUUGGACGAGCCUGUGGUCAUCAUGGCCCUUAUGUUCCUGAUGUCCUCUUCUGGUCUGUCAUCUUAUUCUUUUCUACAGUAACGCUAUCAUCCACACUGAAGCAGUUCAAAACUAGCCGAUACUUCCCAACAAAGGUACGAUCUGUUGUCAGUGAUUUUGCUGUCUUUCUCACUAUUUUGUCCAUGGUUUUAAUUGACUAUGCCAUUGGGAUUCCAUCACCAAAACUUCAGGUUCCGAAUGCUUUUAAGCCCACCAGAGAUGAUCGUGGCUGGUUUAUUACUCCUUUGGGGCCUAAUCCUUGGUGGACAGUGAUAGCUGCUGUAAUUCCAGCCCUGCUUUGUACUAUCCUUAUCUUUAUGGACCAGCAGAUCACAGCUGUCAUUAUCAAUAGAAAAGAACACAAGCUAAAGAAAGGAUGUGGAUACCAUCUCGACCUACUCAUGGUGGCAGUCAUGCUUGGAGUGUGCUCUAUAAUGGGAUUGCCGUGGUUUGUUGCAGCCACUGUCCUCUCUAUUUCCCAUGUGAAUAGCUUAAAACUGGAAUCAGAGUGCUCCGCUCCAGGGGAGCAGCCAAAAUUUCUUGGAAUCCGGGAGCAAAGAGUCACAGGGCUCAUGAUUUUUAUCCUUAUGGGCUCAUCUGUCUUUUUGACAAGUAUCCUGAAGUUUAUUCCUAUGCCAGUACUUUAUGGAGUAUUUCUUUACAUGGGUGCUUCCUCUCUAAAGGGAAUUCAGCUUUUUGACAGGAUAAAGUUAUUCUGGAUGCCUGCAAAGCAUCAGCCAGACUUUAUUUAUCUGAGGCAUGUUCCUCUUAGAAAGGUCCAUCUCUUCACUGUAAUUCAGCUGAGUUGUCUUGUGCUUCUGUGGAUUAUAAAGGUUUCAAGAGCUGCCAUUGUCUUUCCCAUGAUGGUCCUAGCUUUGGUAUUUGUCCGAAAACUCAUGGAUUUCUUUUUUACUAAGCGGGAGCUCAGUUGGUUAGAUGAUUUGAUGCCCGAGAGCAAGAAAAAGAAACUGGAAGAUGCUGAGAAAGAGGAAGAGCAAAGUAUGUUAGCAAUGGAAGAGGAAGGGACUGUUCAGUUACCACUAGAAGGACAUUACAGAGAUGACCCAUCUGUGAUAAACAUUUCUGAUGAAAUGGCAAAAACUGCUGUGUGGAAGACAUUGUUGAUAUCCUCGGAGAAUGCAAAAGAUAAGGAGUCAAGCUUUCCUUCUAAAAGUGCUGAAAUCAGAAAAGAGAAGAAAGCUGACUCAGGGAAAGGUGUUGACCGGGAGACUUGUCUAUGA
Pygoscelis adeliae (Adelie penguin) is the source of this 3567-nucleotide messenger RNA. RefSeq names its product solute carrier family 4, sodium bicarbonate transporter, member 10 (gene SLC4A10). Gene Ontology annotation, cellular component: plasma membrane; basolateral plasma membrane. Gene Ontology annotation, biological process: regulation of intracellular pH; monoatomic anion transport; transmembrane transport. The transcript is spliced from 25 exons. The record is from RefSeq and is a predicted model, not a curated record. The coding region runs from base 217 to 3567 and encodes 1116 amino acids. Gene Ontology annotation, molecular function: monoatomic anion transmembrane transporter activity; solute:inorganic anion antiporter activity; sodium:bicarbonate symporter activity. Lineage: Eukaryota; Metazoa; Chordata; Aves; Sphenisciformes; Spheniscidae.